GGCCAGGCCCAGCAGCGCCGAGCGGCGGCGGCGCGGCCCGAACUAUGCCAAGAAAAAGAAAGCUGUUGGCUCAAUUAAGCGCCCUCCAAAGCAACUCCAGCAUCCCUCCUGAUGCCUUGAAGAACACGACCACCACUCCUGAUGGGAACUCUUCUCCAAAAAGCAGCAAAUAUUUUGCAACAGAGAAAAAACAGUCUUCCCAACUUGAAGCAGAUUUCUUCAACCAGCCCUGCAUCAGCCUGGCCAAAUCCUUCCUGGGACAGAUUCUGGUUCGCAAACUUCCCGACGGCAGGGAACUCUGGGGGAGGAUUGUUGAAACAGAAGCCUAUCUGGGUGGGGAAGAUGAAGCCUCCCACUCAAAAGGUGGGAAGCAAACUCAACGGAACGCAGCCAUGUUCAUGAAACCAGGAACUCUGUACGUGUAUCAGAUCUAUGGGAUUUAUUUCUGCGUGAACGUUUCCAGCCAAGGGGAAGGGGCUGCAGUCUUACUCCGCUCUCUGGAGCCUCUGCAGGGUUUAGAUGUGAUGAGGGAGAUGCGCAGCGCUUCAAGGAAAGGACCCGCAAAGCCACUGAAGGACUGGCAGCUGUGUAAUGGGCCCUCCAAGCUCUGCCAAGCAUUUGGGAUUGAUAAGGCUUUUGACCAAAGGGACCUGACUCGAGAUGCGGCCAUCUGGAUGGUACCUGGACAGGAGCUGCCAGGGGAGCAGGACGUGGUAGCCACGACCAGGAUUGGUAUUGGGAACAGAGGAGAAUGGUCACAGAAACCUCUCAGGUUUUAUUUACGGGGAAACAAAUUUGUGAGUGUUGUAGACAAGAAAAUGGAGCGAGAGAUGGCAGCAAUGGAACCCAUCUCUUGCAGCUGAUGAGUCCUGCAAGUGUGCCACCAACCAGGACUUGAGGAGGUCUCUCUUUAGGAGAGCCUCAAGCCGUGUUGGGGCAGCAGGAAGGGCAGCUUGGAGGUUUUUAACAAUAAACAUAUUUCAUUGCA
Messenger RNA from Gallus gallus (chicken), 988 nucleotides. RefSeq names its product N-methylpurine DNA glycosylase (gene MPG). Gene Ontology annotation, molecular function: DNA binding; alkylbase DNA N-glycosylase activity. Gene Ontology annotation, biological process: base-excision repair. The transcript has 4 exons. The record is from RefSeq and is a predicted model, not a curated record. Lineage: Eukaryota; Metazoa; Chordata; Aves; Galliformes; Phasianidae. The coding region runs from base 45 to 863 and encodes 272 amino acids.